AUGGGGCAUAGGAACUCAGGUUUUGCUGCUAAGUUGAUGAACGAUGAGAAAGAGCGACAAAUGCGUUUAUCAGCAGCGUCGGACCUAAGGGAGCUCUGGUCAGCCUAUAUCAAAAGGACGUGUGUUGUUGAUGGACGGCUGAAUGUGAAGGAGUUACGGCAAGCGUCUUGGCUGGGAGCAGUGGUGGAAGUCAUUGACUCGACGGACCGGUACAUGAUUGGUCUGUCGGGUACAGUGAUGAUGGAGAAUCAGAACAGUCUGGUUGUUAUGGACCACGAUGAUGCUAGGUGA
Molecule: messenger RNA, 291 nt
Organism: Perkinsus marinus ATCC 50983
Lineage: Eukaryota; Perkinsozoa; Perkinsida; Perkinsidae
Exons: 2
Coding region: 1-291 (96 amino acids)
Biological process (GO): tRNA 5'-leader removal
Cellular component (GO): ribonuclease P complex
Molecular function (GO): RNA binding
Source: RefSeq, a predicted model, not a curated record